AUGAAGGAUUCUGAACCAUCGAUUGGUUUCUCAAGUACAAUUCCCCUAUCUGAUGCAUUUGUUUACUAUUUCAUUGUAAUUGUUGGUGGAUACUUCAAACAUGGUGUUUCCCUCAGAGAUGUGUUAGAACGACAAGCUUGGCCUUUGAAUGGACUGAAAAACAAGAAUGUAAUUGAAGGAACUCAUACAUUCCCCUCUUCGAUCGUCGUCACCACUUAUCAGCUAGUCAUCGCCGGUCAUCAGGCAUCAGCUUGGUUUUGUGAAAGUAAGGACAACUUGAGCAGGUUAAAGGCUUAA
This is a messenger RNA of Lactuca saligna, 297 nucleotides long. Lineage: Eukaryota; Viridiplantae; Streptophyta; Magnoliopsida; Asterales; Asteraceae. The record is from the annotation of a GenBank genome assembly.